Messenger RNA from Penicillium subrubescens, 771 nucleotides. RefSeq names its product T2 family ribonuclease. Lineage: Eukaryota; Fungi; Ascomycota; Eurotiomycetes; Eurotiales; Aspergillaceae. Gene Ontology annotation, biological process: RNA catabolic process. Gene Ontology annotation, cellular component: extracellular region. The record is from RefSeq and is a predicted model, not a curated record. Gene Ontology annotation, molecular function: RNA binding; ribonuclease T2 activity. Bases 1 to 771 code for a protein of 256 amino acids. The transcript is spliced from 4 exons.
AUGGCUUUCUCUCGCUCUUCUAUGCUAGCCCUGGCGGUUACCUCGUUGGUGUCUGGGGCCUCUGCCCAACUGGAGACAUGCAGCAACACCAACACCUUCAGUUGCCAGAGCUCGUCCACGAAUCCGACCUGCUGCUUCAAUUACCCCGGCGGUGCCCUCUUGCAGACUCAGUUCUGGGAUACCAACCCAUCCACUGGCCCCACUGACUCCUGGACUAUCCACGGUCUGUGGCCCGACAACUGUGACGGCACCUACGAGUCCAGCUGCGACUCCGCUCGUGCCUACACCAACAUCUCAGACAUCCUGACAGCCCAGGGUCGCACCGAUCUCCUAUCCUACAUGCAAAACUACUGGGUCGACAUCAACGGCGACGACGAGAGCUUCUGGGCUCACGAGUGGGGCAAGCACGGCACUUGCAUCAACACCAUCGAUCCCAGCUGCUACACCAACUACUCCUCGCAGGAGGAAGUCGGCGACUUCUUCCAAAAGGUUGUUGACCUGUUCAAGGGUCUCGAUACGUACCAGGCCCUCUCCGCUGCUGGCAUUACCCCCAGUAGCUCCAAGACCUACACUCUGAGUGAAAUCCAGGCUGCCCUGACCAGCCUGCACGACGGCGCGUCGGUCUACCUCGGCUGCUCCAGCGGCUCGCUGAACCAAGUUUGGUACUUCUUCAAUGUGGCUGGCAAUGCUAUUGAUGGCCAGUACCAGGCUGUUGACACUCUUACCAAGUCGAACUGCCCCAGCAGCGGUAUCAAGUACGUGCCCAAGUAA